Messenger RNA from Andrographis paniculata, 2707 nucleotides. RefSeq names its product zinc finger CCCH domain-containing protein 53. Gene Ontology annotation, molecular function: RNA binding; metal ion binding. The record is from RefSeq and is a predicted model, not a curated record. The transcript has 9 exons. Bases 326 to 2233 code for a protein of 635 amino acids. NCBI's taxonomy places the organism in Eukaryota, Viridiplantae, Streptophyta, Magnoliopsida, Lamiales, Acanthaceae.
GUUUGGUUUAUGUUCUUUAAAAAAAAGAAAAGAAAAACAAAAAUUUUAAGAAAGGGGAGAAAAAUCUUGGUGGGAGGAGAAAAUUAAAAAAAAGAUGGCACCUUUUGGAAGGUGGUGUUUUUCUGAAAGUUAGAAAUGAACAAAUUCAACCACCAUCUUCAACUUAGCUUUAGCUUUUCAUAGAGCUUUCCGCAAUCUUUUUCUUUCCCUUUGAGUUUAUGUUCAUGGAGUUUUUUGCAGAGUCAAGGAUGGAGGUGAACUUGGGGUGCUAACAAGUGGUGUGUGCAGAAACAACAAAGUGUUGGAAUCUCUACUUUUUUGAAGUAUGGAUGCUUAUGAAGCAACGAAGACAGUCUUCCAAAGAAUCCAAACUUUGGACCCUCAAAAUGCUGCAAAAAUCAUGGGGCUUCUGCUCAUUCAAGAUCAUGGUGAGAAGGAAAUGAUCCGUUUGGCUUUCGGCCCUGAAUCUCUCCUCCACUCUGUGAUUUUGAAAGCCAAGAAGGAGCUUAGUUUAGCUCAGCCAAACACGCCCUCCCCCCCCACCCCACCUUUCCCCAACCCUUCCCUUUCCAGGCAGAACUCAUGUCCUUCUUCAGCUCCUCAGAGGUUGAAUUUGAAUCUGAGUCUGAAUCUCCCCUCCCCACUCGGAAUCAACGCGCCGCCGUCGUGGACGAACUCCGGCGGGAGCUUUUCCGACGAUUUAAUGAUGGGGCUGGGUGGGUACAGCAGCUGCAGCACGAGCUCCAACUCUACUAUGAACUCUGCAGCUGCCCCUUUUUAUGGGACCUCAGAAAUUGACCUAAUUGAUGAGCUUAAUCUCCAAGAUCAGCUCUCUUUCCUCAACGACGGCUCGCCGGGACAAAUUGGGGGGAAAAGUUGUGAUUUUUACUACCAAGAUUUGGCCCUGAGCCCCAACGGCAACGCCCCUUGCUAUCCUCCCUGGGGUGGCCUCGCCGGCGGCCACCGGAGAAGCCACUCCGUUAGUGAUAUGUAUGUAAGAGGCUCAGACGACGUCGCCGGCGGCGGGCUCGGAUGGAAGCCGUGCUUGUUCUACGCUAGAGGCUACUGCAAGAACGGCUCCAGCUGCCGCUUCCUCCACGGCGGCGCCGACGACGCGAUGAUGGAGCCGCCGCCGGAGCUGCUUCUCAGAUCAAAGCCGCAGCAGCUGUUGUCUUCUUCCCCCAGCUUCUCUUACUCCCCAAAAUGCAUCAGCUUGCUCGAUACCUCCAGGGCUUUGAUGAUGGGCGAUGGAAUGCACAAAUUCGGGAGAUUCGGGCUCAAUCCAGGAUCGAGGCAGAUAUACUUGACAUUCCCUGCAGACAGCACGUUUAAGGAAGAAGAUGUGUCGAAUUAUUUCAGCAGCAAUUUUGGACCCGUUCAGGACGUGAGGAUCCCGUAUCAGCAGAAAAGGAUGUUCGGCUUUGUCACAUUCGAAUUUCCGGAGACCGUUAAGCUCAUCCUCGCCAAAGGCAACCCGCAUUUCGUCUGCGAUGCUCGUGUCCUCGUUAAGCCUUAUAAGGAAAAGGGCAAGAUCCCCGACAAACAUAGGAAACAGCAACAACAAAUUGAAAGAGGCGAAUUCGCAGGACUAAGUAGUAGCCCAAACCAUUCGGAGCUGGAGUCGAAAGAUCUUCAAGAUUUCCAGCUCGGUGCUAGAAUGUUCUACGGCGCGCACGACGAUUUGUGGAGGAGGAAGUUAGAGGAGGCCGCGGAUUUGCACCAGACAAUUGAGCUUCAGAACCGUCGAUUUAUGGGCCUACAGCUGCUCGACGUCAAGCGUAAAACCCACCAAUGCCCGCUUUCCGGCAGCCCCGUCGCCGCCUCGCCAUCGCCGGUUUAUUCUCCGACCAGCUUCUUCAACUUCAAUGUCAUGUCCAGCAAUCAGAGCAGCCCCGAAGCUAGACAAGCAGAUGGAGACGAAGCACCCCACAAUGCAGUCGAAAAAGAAAAGGAAGAAAUCAAAUUCGCCAAAGAUGACGGCUGUCCAAACGAAUCCGGAAGCUUCGAUCACAACCUUCCGGACAGCCCCUUCGCCUCCCGCGACUCCGCCGGAGGCUUCUCUGCCACCGAGACAGAAAAGUGCGGCGCAAUUUCCGAUCCCUUAUCGAGGAACGGAUUGAUCACCGGAACGGCGUUCCCUACAACUUCCGUCGUCGACGUGUCGCCGCCGUUCAAAACGUGUUACUUCCAUGUGCCUAGGUUUGCUUCCGGUCGCGAGACCGUUGGGAUGUAGCUGUAGAAUUAUUGUCACCCCCAGAAACGAAGGCUAAAGAUAUAUAUCCAUAAAACAUUGAGCACCGCCAUUGCCGCCGCCGCCGCCGCCGCCACCAUCGCCGCCGCAGCAACGGCGGCUACUAAUACUAAAGUAAAAAAGAAAAAGGAGGCCAUCCAUUUUUCUCUUAAUUAUUUUUCUCAAUAAAUAUAUAUAUAUGUAUGUAUCUAUGUAUGUAUAAUUUGCAGUGUGUAGUCAGUCUCGGACCACAGACAGGGAAAGAAGAAACGAAGACAAAUAUGAAUGAAUAGGGACAAAAGAUCAAACAUGUUCAGUGCAUUGUAAUUUUCUUUUCGUAUUUUCUCUCAAUUAUAUUAUCUCACCUCAUUAUCAGAUCUCAGUGACGACGACGAUGGCUUCUGUAAUGUGUAUAGAAAUCAAGAAUACUUGUGUAAUCAAUCCAUCACUAAUAUUAAUUUGUAUUAUUAUUGUUAA